GACAGAUGCGCUGCCGCAUUCGUGACUAGAAAAGAGUCCCCAGGAAUCUCUGGCUCCUGCCUUCAGAUUGUGAUCUUUCCAGAUUUUGCCUCUUCAAGGUGAAUGCGGCUUCAAGGGGCCAUCUUUGUGCUCCUGCCCCACCUGGGGCCCAUCCUGGUCUGGCUGUUCACUCGUGAUCACAUGUCUGGUUGGUGUGAGGGCCCGAGGAUGCUGUCCUGGUGCCCAUUCUACAAAGUCUUAUUGCUUGUACAGACAGCCAUCUACUCUGUCGUGGGCUACGCCUCCUACCUGGUGUGGAAGGACCUGGGAGGGGGCUUGGGGUGGCCCCUGGCCCUGCCUCUUGGCCUCUAUGCUGUUCAGCUCACCAUCAGCUGGACUGUCCUGGUUCUCUUUUUCACAGUCCACAACCCUGGUCUGGCCCUGCUGCACCUGCUGCUGCUGUAUGGGCUGGUGGUGAGCACAGCACUGAUCUGGCAUCCCAUCAACAAACUGGCUGCCCUGUUACUGCUGCCCUACCUAGCCUGGCUCACCGUGACUUCAGCCCUCACCUACCACCUGUGGAGGGACAGCCUUUGUCCAGUGCACCAGCCUCAGCCCACGGAGAAGAGUGACUGAGGCCCUAGGGCAUGGGAGAGGAGGGACGCCCAGGGUGGGGAGGAAGAGUCUGCAAGCAGGGCUGUGGAGUUAGGGUUCACCCCAAUGGGACCACCCUCCUGGGUCCCCUGGUGCCGUUUUUCCUUAGAAAUCAGAGAAAUGGGAAAGAGGGGGGAAACUGAUUUUACACUUAAAUAAUAAAAUCCUAUUAGUAACUCUGAAGGUAUGAUGU
Pan troglodytes (chimpanzee) is the source of this 826-nucleotide messenger RNA. RefSeq names its product translocator protein 2 (gene TSPO2). Bases 103 to 615 code for a protein of 170 amino acids. The record is from RefSeq and is a predicted model, not a curated record. The transcript is spliced from 4 exons. Gene Ontology annotation, cellular component: mitochondrial outer membrane. NCBI's taxonomy places the organism in Eukaryota, Metazoa, Chordata, Mammalia, Primates, Hominidae.